AUGAGAAAUAUAUUUAUAAAUACAAAAAAGAGGUUUCCCAAUUUUUGCUACUUUUCAUCAUUGCCAAAAGCAAAGGAACAAAUUAAAAAGACAAUUUUGUAUGACCUCCAUAAAAAGAAAAAUGCAAUUUUUAAAAUUUUCAACGGCUUUUAUCUGCCGGAUGAAUAUAAAGAUGACACAUUAAUAACUUCGCAUUUACAUACAAGAUCUAAAUGCUCAAUUUUUGAUUAUACAUAUAGACCAAUAUUAAAAAUAAGUGGAGCAGAUAAGAUAACAUUUUUAGAGAAAUAUAUUGGAAGUGAUAUAAAAGGUUUAUGGGAAAAUGAAUGUAGAAUUAGUUUUAUAUUAAAUGAAAAUGGAGGUAUAUUAGAUGAAAUAGUAAUUAUAUUAAAACCAGAACAUUUAUUAGUAUAUUUAAAUAUUCAAUGUAAAGACAAGAUAUAUAAAUAUUUAAAUAAUAAAUUAUUAGAAAAUAAAAAACUUGAUGUAAAAAUUGAAGAAUAUAAUAGUCAUAGUUCUAUAUCUUUACAAGGUUGUAAAUCUACUGAUGUAUUGAAUGAAUUAAUAAAUGAUGAUACAAAUGUUGAUGAGUUUAGUUUUAUGUCUAGUAAUAUAUGUAAAUUAAAUAAUGUAGAUGAUUGUUUAUUAAAUAGAUAUACAUGUACAGGUGAAGAUGGUUAUGAUAUACUUAUACCUAAUAAACAUGUACAAGCAAUAUAUGAAUGUAUACUUAAUAAUUCGCUAGUUAAACCUGGUGGGCUAGCUGUUUUAAAUACUUUAAGAUUAGAAAGUGGAUUUUCAGUAUAUGGAAAAGAUAUCAAUGAAAAUUAUACCCCAAUUGAAGCUAAUUAUCAAUGGGUAUUAGGAAAUCGAAGAUUAAAAGAAUUAGAUUUUAAUGGUGCUAACAUUAUUUCAGAUCAAAUUAAAAAUGGCACAAAAAUUAAAAGAGUUGGAAUUAUUGUUAAUUCAAAUAUUAUACCAAAAGAAAAUUCAAAAAUAUAUUUAAAUGAAAAAAAUAAAGAAAAUGAUAUUGGAUAUAUAACAAGUAGCUGUUUUUCUCCUAUGCUACAAAAACCAAUAGCUAUGGGUUAUGUACAUACAAAUCAUUCAGCAGUUAAUAAUAUGGUAAAAGUUGAAUGUAUGGAUAAAUUAGAGGAAGCACAAAUAACAAAAAUGCCAUUUGUUCCUCUAUCAGUAUAA
Messenger RNA from Plasmodium vinckei vinckei, 1200 nucleotides. Its product is annotated as glycine cleavage system T protein, putative aminomethyltransferase, mitochondrial, putative. Gene Ontology annotation, molecular function: aminomethyltransferase activity; protein binding. Bases 1 to 1200 code for a protein of 399 amino acids. Gene Ontology annotation, cellular component: mitochondrion. Lineage: Eukaryota; Apicomplexa; Aconoidasida; Haemosporida; Plasmodiidae. Gene Ontology annotation, biological process: glycine catabolic process. The record is from RefSeq and is a predicted model, not a curated record. The transcript has 2 exons.